This is a messenger RNA of Sapajus apella (tufted capuchin), 2271 nucleotides long. It is a transcript of the gene LYPD8, whose product is annotated as LY6/PLAUR domain containing 8. Gene Ontology annotation, biological process: defense response to Gram-negative bacterium. The record is from RefSeq and is a predicted model, not a curated record. Lineage: Eukaryota; Metazoa; Chordata; Mammalia; Primates; Cebidae.
GGAGUAGGGACUUCCUGUUGAAGGCUAUUCUGUCUCAGUCAGUAGCAGCUCUUGUGGUGCAGCUAGCCUUUGGAGCUGGGAGGCCCUAGAAUAGAGCGCUGACUUAGGCCCUUGUAAGCUGAGCGAGUUGGGUCACUUUGUUAUCCCUCCACGCUGCAGUUUUCGCACCUGUGGAGUGGGGUGAUAGCCUCUGUCACACAGUACUGUCCAAUGCGCCUCUCUGCAAUGAUGGAAAUGUCCUGUGCCUGCAGUGGCCAAUAUAGCAGCCACCAGCCACGUGUGGCCUCUUAGCAUUUGGAAUGUGGCCAGUGCUACUGAGAAACAGAACGCUUCACUUUAUCUAACCUGGAAGAGUCAUAAAUAGCCAUGUGUGGCUCAUGGCAACUGUUUAUAGGGUAGAUGAGAUAAUGAUUAAGAAGCGCUCAGGGCAGAGCCAGACACCUGCCCUCUGUGCUGCUUUGACGCACAAGCAAGUUGAAAUUCUGGGAGUUCUAAUUCAGAAUUCUCACGAAUACAACCAAACCUUAGCAAUCCUCAAAGGUCUAUAACUCAGACAAUCUGCAGGCAGGGAACGCAGGGUGCUGAGAGCUUGGUGACGCAGGACUCGGAAGUGCAUGGGGGACUCUGAUUUAGUGCUGCAGGUUGAGCAUGUCCAGGCCGAGGACCCUGGGAGUAGUGGAGGGCCCUGUGCGCUGGUGGUUAGGGACAGACGCGAAACUCCAGUUCUGAUACCUCCCAGAAGUAAGACCUCGACUUUGAGUGCAUUACCCAACCCUUCAAAGGCUUCGUUUUUCUUGGGAUGCUAAUUAUAGUACCUGCUGCUACAGUAGAUGAAUUACAUGAAUUAAUACCUAUAAAGUGCUUGGAACAGAGUAAGUGCUCAACAGGUGUCUGCCUAUUGUGGUGGUGGUGGCAGCAACAACAGAACUCUAAGUGUAAAAUGUGAAUGAGGGAACAGCUGGCUGGAGGAGGGCCUUUGUGCUCUGGGGGAGGGAGGGGCACAGACCCCAGCCAGCUCUUUCCUUUUGGACCCCAUCCCCAGUGAAACUAAAAAUUAAUCUGCCUGCACAUUUUUGCAACUGAAUUGGCUCCAGGGAAAACGCCCCCUGGCUGUGUUUCAAAUCCAUGCGUAGAUGCUUCUGCAGGCUGAGAUUAAGAAAACUUGGACUUCUGUGUGGGGCAGCCUGAAAUCUGUGUCACAGCUUUUCGCUCCCAGCUCAGGACUUUGAUUCUUUCUGCCACAAGGAUGGACUGAGUACUGGGCUUGUUACAGUGUGAUUAAAACCCCCAGGUGAUGACAGGCAGCCCUCCAAGGCCCUAGGGCUGCCUUCUUUGCGUCUCUUUAGGCUUGAGGCUCCACGGCCCCGUCCUUGGGAGAAGUCAGCUCCAGCACCAUGAAAGGCAUCCUCAUUGCUGGUCUCAUGGCAGUGCUUCUGGUUUCCGCUGUAGAAUCCCUGAGCUGUGUGCAGUGUAAGUCAUGAAAGUCCUGUGUCAGCAGCGCUGCCACUGAAUGUCCCUCACAUGCCAACACCAGCUGCAUCAGUUCCUCAGCCAACUCUUCUUUAGAGAGAGCAACCGGAUCAUACCAGAAUACGUCCUGCUCCGCGGAGAACUGCAGUGAGGAGACACAUGUUACAGCCUUCGCUGUCCACGUGUGUGCUGAAGAACACUUUCAUUUUGUGAGCCAGUGCUGCCAAGGAAAGGAGUGUAACAGCACCAGCGAUGCCCUGGACUCUCCACUGAAGAAUGUGUCCAGCAGCACAGAGUACCCUGCUUGUUUUGAAUCUAAUGGAGCUUCCUGCAGUGGGAAACCCUGGAAAUGUUAUGAAAACGAACAGUGCAUCUUUCUAGUUGCAGACUGGAAGACUAAAACUGAGUCUAAGCAUCUUGUGCUGAAAAGCUGUUCCAGUGUCAGUAACUCCACCUGUCCGUUCCUGUCUGGUGAAAAUAAGACAGUUGGAGAAGUCAUCUUUCAAAAGUUCGAGUGUACAGAUGCAAACAGCUUAACGCCCAUGUCUACACCAGCUGCUUCCCAUAACAUGGGCUUCAAAGCUUCCUUCAACUUCCUGGUGCUUGCCAGUCUCCUUCUGCUGGGACUGCUGCUCUGAGGUCCUGGGGCUGACCUUCAAGCAGCAUCCCUGGGGUGCUGCCACGCUCUUUCACCACCCGUCCUGUUUAACUGCCCAGUAAGUGGGAGUCACACAUCUCCAGGUAAUGCUGACAGCUGCCUUGUUACCCCAUUAUUAAAGCACUGGUCCUGUCACUGCCCAA